UAUGUUUAUAACCAAUUUGCUUAAAUUUAUUUUAUUUAUGUGAUUUUAUUAUAGUGACUGUUACAUUGGUAAAUUCUUUAAUUUUAUUAAUGCUGACAUUAAGUACCAAUGAAUUCAAACAUUGAGGAUUAUUUAAAAAAUUCGGAAAAUAAUGUAGAUACAACUUCAUGUACAAACGAUAAAGGCGAAAAACGCAGUGACUACUUAGCAUGGGACGAAUAUUUUAUGGCAGUAACAUUUCUGGAGAUAAGAAGAUCUGAAAACACUGACAUCACUGAUGCAGCAAUUAUAUUAAAUCGUCGUCAAAUAAUUGUAAGUAUGGAGAGUAGUAGUGCAUCUAAAGAAGAAUCAAAUGGCGAGUCUUACAUUAAUCAUGCUGAAUAUAAAGCACUACGUAAAAUUCAAGAAGGGACUGUUAUGUAUUGCACUAGUUUUCCAUGUGUAAAGUGUGCCGAGGUUAUAGUCAGUUCUGGUAUAGAAGAACUAAUUUAUUAUCAGGAUAAUGUAAACAGUGAUGAUGCCAGAGAAGUCUUAAAGCAGGGCGGAGUUAGUUACAGACAAUUUGUUAAUAACAGAAAAAUUAUUGAAAUUGACUUCAGUCAAUAUGAUGAUGACUGUUCAUGACACUUAUUUAAUUUAUUUAGAUUAUAUCAAAUGUGACACUAAUAAUACUUAUUUAAUUUCUUCUUUGCAAACAUUUUGCAUGCUCAAGCUUACAUGUUUGCUUGUCUUUUUCUUGAGGAUAAUAUUUAAUUUUAAUUAAAAAGAAACAAAACAAUGUUAACAGUUUCCUUCACUAUGUACACAGUGCGUCUAGUGCACUUAUUGUACAUAGACUUAUGUUUAAGAUAAGCUAAUAUUAGUACAAAAUGUAUUUUACCUAAGUAAUCAGCUGCUUUAUACACUGCCUUUAAUUGACGGCUGUGGUAUUACA
Messenger RNA from Zophobas morio, 934 nucleotides. RefSeq names its product deoxycytidylate deaminase-like. The transcript has 4 exons. Gene Ontology annotation, cellular component: cytoplasm. Lineage: Eukaryota; Metazoa; Arthropoda; Insecta; Coleoptera; Tenebrionidae. The record is from RefSeq and is a predicted model, not a curated record. Gene Ontology annotation, molecular function: catalytic activity. The coding region runs from base 109 to 624 and encodes 171 amino acids.